Molecule: messenger RNA, 216 nt
Organism: Gaeumannomyces tritici R3-111a-1
Lineage: Eukaryota; Fungi; Ascomycota; Sordariomycetes; Magnaporthales; Magnaporthaceae
Exons: 2
Coding region: 1-216 (71 amino acids)
Source: RefSeq, a predicted model, not a curated record
AUGGGCAGGCCCAGGGACCCGGAGAGGCUUGUCCUCGAGAUCUCGCGCAAGGCAACGUGCCCGUCGACGUCCGUCACAUGCGUGGAGACCCUUGAGCUGGAAUUGGCCGCCCGGCUGCUGCACCCUCGCAGGCCCUCGCUCUUUCCCUCGACAGAAUGCUUGGCUGUUGCCGCGGCGGGCAGGCAUAACCCUGUCGCCGGUGCUUCUCCCCAAUGA